CUCACCUUGUUGACACUCCAUUUAAGUCCUCCAUUAGCCUACACCAAAACAUUAGAAGUAUCUGUCGACAUUGUGAUUACAAGAGUACGAUGAACAACUUUUGGAAAACAGCAAUUCUCCUGGCUACGACCGUCGCGGCUGCACACUGCCUGAUCUGCCGCCGGUGCCCCGUCGGUAUAUUGAACCUGUGUCUGUUUGGCAGUGAUAUCACGUGUGACAAUGCAACGCAGAGCUGCUAUCGUGGAAAUGCACAGUUCCUAUCCAGCGAAGGGUUCAGCCUCCAUAUCCGCGGCUGCCUGGACUCAGACCUGUGCGGGGACGUGUUGACCGGCAACAUCUUCGGAAACGCUUACACCGCUUCUUUCGAGUGUUGUGACACCGAUCGGUGUAACGGCGCCACGCCCGUUCGACUCUCGCUCCCAAUGGCCGCCUGCGCCGCCGUCUGCCUACUGUGGGCCGUGUAGGGCCUUGGAGAAACUUCAUGUGUUUUUCAAGGACAAAGCAGGUCUUUCCCGUUUGCGCCUUUGUCCUCUUUGCUCUGACUUGAAUGAGCAAACUGAAGUAUCCGUCAGCUUCUACUUGAAUUGCUCCAGAAAAAGCGAUUGGGAAGGUGAUAUUGCAAUCCAGUAAUGCUGCAGCAGUUUCAUAUAGCGCAACAAAGACAAUACAAUAGGGAAACGUUUACUCGUCGAGUCCAAUAUAUAUGGUGUAUACAAAUAUAUACAUUGUAACUACUUGCAGUUUACUUCUCUGUGCAGUGUGGGCAAAAUGAUACUAGUGUGUACUGAAAUUCCAGUCCCAUAAUAAGAAUAAUAAAUUAGGGCGUCAUGAAAAAAAAACGACUGCUAUAUGAGUCUUCUU
Phycodurus eques (leafy seadragon) is the source of this 861-nucleotide messenger RNA. RefSeq names its product protein Bouncer-like. The record is from RefSeq and is a predicted model, not a curated record. The transcript is spliced from 3 exons. Lineage: Eukaryota; Metazoa; Chordata; Actinopteri; Syngnathiformes; Syngnathidae. The coding region runs from base 90 to 464 and encodes 124 amino acids.